AUGGUCACACUUCUUCUCCUGGUGCUGCUGCUUCUCCCUCUGAAGGAGUGCAAAAUAGAUGCCAUGAAGUGUCCUGGAAUGGACUCCUUCCCUGUUCCCCACGAGUGGCAUCGUCUUGGAACCCUCCUCAUUGGUGGGAUUGCCUCUCAGAUACUUUAUAUUUCUCCCAAAGUUUCCUUCCAGGUAUAUCCUUCUCAGGAGCUGGGCUUUGAGUUUCCGAUCAUGGUGACCAAGUUCUACCAGCACAUCCUGGCUUUGGCAUUUGCCAUCAAUGAAAUCAACGAGAACCCUAAGAUUUUGCCCAAUGUCACACUUGGGUUCCACAUCUACGACAGCUACUAUCAGGAGAAGAUAUUCCACCGCACUAUUCUAGACUUGCUCUUCAAAUCAGACCGGUUUGUCCCCAACUAUGCAUGUGGCACCCAGAAGAACUUAGUAGCCAUUAUUGGGGCACUUGGCUCUGAUAUCUCCUUCCACAUGGCAGAUAUCUUAGUCCUCUACAAGAUCCCACAGCUUACAUACGGAGCAUUUGCCCCAGAAGAGGGUCAUACAAAACAGGUCCGUUCCUUUUACCACAUGGCACCCAGUGAAAACCAGCAGUACACAGGAAUUAUUCUUCUGCUUCAGCAUUUUGGGUGGACCUGGGUUGGGCUCUUUGCUGUGGAUGAUGACAGUGGAGACCAUUUCUUGCAGAUCAUAGAGCCCCUGUUUUCUCAGAAUAAAAUUUGUUCAGCUUUCAUUCAAAGAAUCCCAAACCAGGGGGAUUUCCUUUCCUUUGAUGAAUUUGUUGAUAUGGGAUGGAGUAUUAACGUGCCUUUCAUGGAGAGCAAAGCCAAAGCAUUUGUCACUUAUGGUGAAACUAUGACCUUCAUGUGGUUGACCACCAUUGUAGCUUUUUUAAUCCCCGACUUGGGGAAAAACACAUCUGCUGGAAGAGUGUGGAUUAUGACAGCUCAGAUAGAUUUUUCUGUAACAUUCAUUUUAAGGAGAUGGAACUUUCAAAUAUUUGAUGGCACAAUAUCAUUUGCAAUUCACUCAAAUGAGCCUUGUGGGUUCCGCACAUAUAUCCAGAACAAAAAGAUUUAUCCUCCCAAAGAAGAUGGAUUUUUCAAGGUUUUCUGGGAGCAGGCAUUUGAAUGUUCUUUUCCAAAUCCCAGGUUGCCAGCAAAGUUGAGCAUAACAUGUACUGGAGAAGAGAGACUGGAGAGCCUUCCAAGGUCUGUGUUUGAAAUGAGCAUGACUGGCCACAGUUACAAUGUUUAUAAUGCUGUCUAUGCCAUAGCUUAUGCGCUGCAUGCCAUGGAAUCCUCUUGGAUCAAAUACAGAGCAGUGAUGGGGUUUGCAAGGCUUGACCUUCGCAGUGUUCAACCUUGGCAGCUCCACCAAUUUCUUCAAGGCAUUUCAUUUAACAACUCAGCUGGAGAAAAUGUGUCUUUAAAUGAUUGUGGGGAAUUAAUAGCCAGCUUUGAUAUCAUGAGUAUGGACCUAUUCCCAAACAAUUCCUUCCUUAAAAUGAAAGUUGGAAUGGUGAAUCUGAAUGCUGGUGAAGGGAAACAGUUCAUCAUUAAUGACAAAUUCAUUGUGUGGCACAGGAGCUUUAAUCAGGUGGUGCCUAUUUCUGUAUGCAGUGAUUCCUGCCCUCCUGGUUAUCAGAAGAAAAAGAAAGAAGGGGAGAAGUUUUGCUGCUAUGAUUGUGCUCCCUGCCCAGAAGGGAAAAUAUCGGACCAAAAAGACAUGGAUGAAUGCUUUAAAUGCCCAGAUGAGCAGUAUCCAAGCCAGAGUAGAGACAGAUGCAUCUCCAAAGUUAUGACAUAUCUAUCUUUUGAAGAAUAUUUGGGGAUCAGCUUUAGUUUGGUUUCUGUUUCUCUUUCAUUCACCACAGCUUUUGUGCUACGAAUUUUCAUCAAGAACAGAGAUACCCCUAUAGUCAAAGCCAACAAUCGGGACAUCAGCUACAUUCUCCUUGUCUCCCUCCUCCUCUGCUUCCUCUGUUCUUUGCUGUUUCUUGGAAGACCUACGAAGGUGACCUGCAUUCUCCGUCAAACUACUUUUGGCAUUGUCUUCUCUGUAGCUGUUUCUUGUUUGCUAGCCAAAACCGUGACGGUAGUUGUCGCCUUCAUGGCCACAAAGCCAGGGUCAAGCAUGAGGAAAUUGGUGGGCAAAAAACUGACCAACUCCAUUGUCUUUUCCUGUUCUCUUAUUCAAGUAGGAAUCUGUGUAGUGUGGCUGGCAACCUCUCCUCCAUUCCCAGAUUUGGACCUGCAAUCCCAGGCGACAGAGAUCAUAGUUGAAUGCAACGAAGGUUCUGUCCUCAUGUUUUAUCUUGUCCUGGGCUACAUGGGCCUUCUGGCUAUCAUCAGCUUCAAUGUGGCUUUCCUGGCCAGGAAGUUGCCGGACACUUUCAACGAGGCCAAAUUUAUCACCUUCAGCAUGUUGCUCUUUUGCAGUGUUUGGCUGUCCUUUGUCCCUACCUACCUGAGCACCAAGGGGAAAUAUAUGGUAGCAGUAGAGAUCUUCUCUAUCUUAGCCUCUAGUGCUGGGCUCUUGGGUUGUAUCUUUGGACCUAAAUGUUACAUUAUUCUGCUGAAGCCUAAGUUGAACAUUAAGGAACAACAGAUAAAGAAAAAUUAUUAA
Podarcis raffonei (Aeolian wall lizard) is the source of this 2634-nucleotide messenger RNA. RefSeq names its product vomeronasal type-2 receptor 26-like. The transcript has 6 exons. The record is from RefSeq and is a predicted model, not a curated record. Gene Ontology annotation, biological process: G protein-coupled receptor signaling pathway. Gene Ontology annotation, cellular component: membrane. Bases 1 to 2634 code for a protein of 877 amino acids. Gene Ontology annotation, molecular function: G protein-coupled receptor activity. Lineage: Eukaryota; Metazoa; Chordata; Lepidosauria; Squamata; Lacertidae.